Messenger RNA from Sorex fumeus (smoky shrew), 945 nucleotides. RefSeq names its product olfactory receptor 7A10-like. Gene Ontology annotation, biological process: G protein-coupled receptor signaling pathway. Gene Ontology annotation, molecular function: G protein-coupled receptor activity; olfactory receptor activity. Gene Ontology annotation, cellular component: membrane. Lineage: Eukaryota; Metazoa; Chordata; Mammalia; Eulipotyphla; Soricidae. The record is from RefSeq and is a predicted model, not a curated record. The transcript has a single exon. Bases 1 to 945 code for a protein of 314 amino acids.
AUGAAGCCUGAAAAUAUUUCACACAUUUCAGAAUUUAUUCUUUUGGGAUUUUCAGAGGAACCAGAAGUGCAAUCCCUUGUGUUUGUACUUUUCCUCUCCAUUUACUUGAUCACCGUGCUGGGGAACCUGCUCAUCAUCCUGGCCGUGGGCUCAGACCCCCGCCUCCACACGCCCAUGUACUUCUUCCUGGCCAACCUGUCCUUUGUGGACAUCUGCGUCAUCUCCAACACCAUCCCAAAAUUGCUGGUGAGCAUCCAGACACAGAACAAAAGCAUAACAUAUGAAUAUUGCUUUACGCAGAUGGUUUUUUUCCUACUGCUUUCUGGUUUGGAUGUAUUUUUUCUGACAGCGAUGGCCUAUGACCGCUUUGUGGCCAUCUGCCACCCCCUGCACUACACUGUCAUCAUGAAUCCCAGGGUCUGUGGACUGUUGCUUCUGGGGUCCUGGGCCAUGAGCAUCCUGGAUUGUUUGUUACACAGUUUGAUGACCUUGACACUGUCCUUCUGUACAGACGUGUUUAUCCCCAACUUUUUCUGUGAACUCAAGCAGAUGGUACAACUGUCAUGUUCUGACACUUUCGUUAAUGAUGUGGUGAUGUAUGCGGCAGCUCUUCUUGUGGGGGGUAGUACCCUCAGUGGGAUCCUGUAUUCUUACUCUAAGAUAGUUUCCUCAAUUUAUAGAAUCACGUCUGUUCAGGGGAAGUAUAAAGCAUUUUCCACCUGUGCAUCUCACGUCUCCGUGGUCUCCCUGUUUUAUUGUACUCUGGUGGGUGCGUACCUUAGCUCUGCUGCCACCCAGACCCCACUGUCGAGUUCAAUAACUUCAGCCAUGUACACUGUGGUCACACCCAUGCUGAAUCCCUUCAUCUAUAGUCUUCGGAAUAAUGACAUAAAGAGGGUUCUGAAGGCAUUGUUUGUGAAGGGAACCAUCAAAGGACCUUUGUAG